GAGCGUCGUGACUCCUUUAACUCUUGUUCCUCCUUCUUUCUCAUGGUGGCUUGAGAUUCUGCCUUCUUAACUUCACACUGCUUAAGCUUUAUUUGAUGAAAACUGAUCGAACAAAUGCUCUCAACCACUUCUUCAUUGUCGAAAGUGACGAAUGCAAAGCCACGGAGCCGGCUGGGAUUUUCUUUAUCUCUUUUGAGGUCGAUAUCCAAUAUUUUUCCCUUGCCGAAUUUUUCACACAAGCCAGUGAAAUAUUCUUCCACAUCUUCCUCUGUGGCCGUGCUUGCCAACCCACCGACAAAAAUCUUUCGUGUCCUCGACUGAGCUUCGCCCUUGGGAACCGACCGUUUUGGUUCAAUUUCCCAGUUAUCCAGCUCGUGGUUUUUCACUUUCAAACAAUCAUCAACAGCUUGAGCGUUAUCGAACGUGACAAAUCCGAAUCCACGCGAAGGCCCAUUUUUGCCUUCACGCAUAAUAACACAGUCUACGAUGUUCCCCCACGCUGAAAAAUACUCCUUCAAACUUUCUUCUGUUGUUCGCCGAUUUAGACCACCGACGAAAAUUUUUCGCAGCUGCUCAGGUUCUGAAGAAGACAUGAUUUUCUUAACUUUUUCACUCUCUCCCGAUAAGUUCCAAGAAAAUGGCGGAUGGAAGUAACACUAAUUGAUGGGACCACGUGUUUAAAUUGUAACAAUCAAUCCUCCUAAUUUGGAAUUCUUUACAACAAAAACAAACAUGGCGGCUUCUGCCUUGAUUGUUCCUUUGAAGAGGAGGAAAGUGAAUGCUGAAGAAGAAUUUUGUGACGAAUUUUUGAAACUUGAAGAUGACCUUUGUAAAAAACUAUCGCCGCUUGUGUUUUCUUCUCCAAUAACGCAUGUGUAUAACCCGCUUGAAUAUGCCAGAGAAACGCAUGAAGAUUAUGUCAAGAAGUACUGCAAAGCUGGGCAAAAAGUGCUCUUUUUGGGAAUGAAUCCUGGUCCGUUUGGAAUGGCUCAGAACGGGGUACCUUUUGGAGAUACCAAACAUGUCAUAGAUUGGCUUAAAAUAAAAGGUAGUGUGGAGAAACCAGUUCGAGAGCAUCCUAAAAGACUUAUACAUGGACUUGACUGUACAAGGGCAGAAGUCAGUGGUAGCCGACUUUGGGGUUUCUUUCAAGAACACUGCAAAUCACCAGAGACAUUUUUUGCCAAUUGUUUCAUUCACAAUUAUUGCCCACUGGUGUUUAUGAAAUCAAGUGGUAAGAAUGUUACACCUCCUCAGCUGCCCAAGAAAGAGAGAGAGACUUUAUUGGAGCUCUGUGAUAAAUCUCUGGCAGAUGUUGUAAAGUUGAUGGGAGUAAAAAUUGUUGUUGGUGUUGGGAAAUUUGCAGAGGAAAGAGCUCAGAAGGCUUUAAAAGACAGUAAUGUUGAAAUCUAUUCAAUCAUGCAUCCCAGUCCAGCAAGCCCUGCUGCAAAUAGCGGUUGGAACAAUAUUGCUUUAACAAAACUCACAGACCUUGAUCUCAUGUGCUACAUCAAAAAUGAACAUUUAAAUCCAGUAUUGUCCUGAUGAUAAACCCUCUGGUUAAUAUUCACUGUAAACUAUCAUAUUUUGAUAAACUUUGAUCCAUCAGAAAGAUGAUUGGUACAACGAAUGAUGCAUUCUGUAUAUAGUUUGAAACAAUUACAAUUUUUUUACCUACUUAUCUUUCUGCCUACUUGAUUAAAAGAAGCUAAAUGUUCAUAGUAUUUUUAAUUAGUCUACAUACAUGUAAUAAGUUCAGUUGUUGUGCCUAGAAAUAGGCUACCCAACCAACAGGAUCCACCUUAACCUUUUCACUCCCAGAUCAACCAAGUAACUCUCCUUACUGUUUGCCAUACAAUUCUUGUGAAGUUAGUUUAGCAAAUUUGGCAUUAGAUCAACUAACCAUUUGCUGACUGAUGUUUUUCUUUAUUUUUAUCACUUGU
This is a messenger RNA of Pocillopora verrucosa, 1943 nucleotides long. Its product is annotated as single-strand selective monofunctional uracil DNA glycosylase. The record is from RefSeq and is a predicted model, not a curated record. Gene Ontology annotation, molecular function: single-strand selective uracil DNA N-glycosylase activity; oxidized pyrimidine nucleobase lesion DNA N-glycosylase activity. NCBI's taxonomy places the organism in Eukaryota, Metazoa, Cnidaria, Anthozoa, Scleractinia, Pocilloporidae. Gene Ontology annotation, biological process: base-excision repair.